Eimeria mitis is the source of this 537-nucleotide messenger RNA. RefSeq lists its product as uncharacterized. The record is from RefSeq and is a predicted model, not a curated record. Lineage: Eukaryota; Apicomplexa; Conoidasida; Eucoccidiorida; Eimeriidae. The coding region runs from base 1 to 537 and encodes 178 amino acids. The transcript has a single exon.
AUGGUGAGGUCAAGAAAAAGAAGAAAUAUAAUAAGACCUAAUUAUGCUGAUGGUGUCAGUGAAAGUUUUUAUAUUCGUUUAGUUGAGAAACUAGAAUAUGGAGACAUCACCGAGGAGGAGUUUCAUGCUGCACUGGCCAGAGCAGCAGACAAACAAGCAACAAAAAGGAGACAAACAAAGACAACGGCUUCUCCCUCUCCCUCUCCUGCUGCUGCUGCUGCUGGUGGUGGUGGUGGUGCUGCUGCUGCUGCUGCUGCAGCACAGGGAACAGCAGCAGCAAAGAAAAAACCACGCAGAGGGAGAUACUCAAAGACUGCAGAUAUUUUGCCUGAGUCAAACACAAACAGCAACGACAACACACAAGACAACGCGUCAGAACAGCAGCAGCAGCAGCAGCAGCAGCAACAGCAGCAGCAGCAGCAGCAGCAGCAGCAGAGUGCCAGAGAGGAGAUGGAGGUCGAAGACUCCCCCAUAGAACAAAGCCAAGACCCAGAAGUCUCCUCGCAAGCAAACACCAGCAGCUCCAUCGCUAGCUAG